Didymodactylos carnosus is the source of this 498-nucleotide messenger RNA. The record is from the annotation of a GenBank genome assembly. NCBI's taxonomy places the organism in Eukaryota, Metazoa, Rotifera, Eurotatoria, Philodinida, Philodinidae.
AUGAGAAGAACGUGUCUGGGAGGUUCAAACGUCUCACCUUAUAUUGAAGGAAUGAAGUUUCCAUUAAAUGAGAAUCCAGUUGAAACAAAAACUAUUGAGAAAGAUUUAAUAGUCAAAUUUGAAACACAGAACAAUAAACUACAAGCAGUGGAUGCAUCAAUUGAACAACUCAAAAUCCAAAUGGAACAUCUUAUUAAUUUUUCACAACAGAUAAUGAAAGGAUUAAAAAUAUCGACUGAGAAAUCAUUAGAUAACCAAGAUUUGAAAGGUGAUACGGAACAAGAAGCUGAAACAAAACAAGACGAUGAUACGAAACAAGAAGCUGAAACAAAUCAAGACGAUGAUACAAAACAAGAAGCUGAAACAAAACAAGACGAUGAUACAAAACAAGAAGCUGAAACAAAACAAGACGAUGAUACAAAACAAGAAGCUGAAACAAAACAAGACAAUGAUACAAAACAAGAAACUGAUAGUACGGAAAAUGUCUCAAAAAUAUAG